AUCCUGUCUCCUACCACCGUAUGGACUGGGGGUCACAGUUCUUCCAGAACUGUGGAUGGAAGAUGAUGGGGAAGGGGUGGGGAAGAGUCACUUCCCCAGCAGAAAAAGGGAUGCUGAGCUGACAAAAACAACAGAUGUCAGAAGAGUGUACUGGAAGAGCCAGGAGGGGGCCAACCCGAAGGAGACAGAAGGUAGGAAAGCGCAGUGCUGGUGUUUCUGACUCUGCCCCAAGUUGGGCCCUCCACGGAAUCUGCACCACAGACCACAUUGCUCUCGUCCCGUUUGCCAUAUCUGAAUUGAAGAGCAAGGCGGUAAGAGUGCCACCACAGAGCAACCUUGGAUUCCGAGGAUCAACUAGAUCAAGGACUGGCAUCCCGCCCACUCCAGCGGCCACUAGCUGCCCAAGUCCAGGCUCCCCACCCUCAGCUCUGCGGCAGUGGGAGGAGCAGGGGGAGUUGCUCCUGCCCCUCAUCUUCCUGCUCCUGGUGCUGGGCUCCCUGCUGCUCUACCUGGCUGUGUCACUCAUGGACCCCGGCUACGUGAAUGUUCAGCCCCAGCCCCAGGAGGAGGCCAAAGAGGAACAGACAGCCAUGGUCCCUCAGACCAUCCCCCUUCGGCGCUGCAGAUACUGCCUCGUGCUGCAGCCCCUGCGGGCCCGGCACUGCCGUGAGUGUCGUCGGUGCGUCCGCCGCUACGACCACCACUGCCCCUGGAUGGAGAACUGCGUGGGGGAGCGCAACCACCCGCUCUUCGUAGCCUACCUGGCGCUGCAGCUGGUGGUGCUUCUGUGGGGCCUAUACCUGGCGUGGUCUGGCCUCCGGUUUUUCCAGCCCUGGGGACUGUGGCUGCGGUCAAGUGGGCUCCUGUUCGCCACCUUCCUGCUGCUGUCCCUCUUCUCGUUGGUGGCCGGCCUGCUCCUGGCCUCACACCUCUACCUGGUGGGCAGCAACACCACCACCUGGGAGUUCAUCUCCUCUCACCGCAUCGCCUACCUCCGUCAGCGUCCCGGGAACCCCUUCGACCGCGGCCUGAUCCGCAACCUGGCCCACUUCUUCUGCGGCUGGCCCUCGGGGUCCUGGGAGACCCUCUGGGCCGAGGAGGAGGAGGAGGGUAGCAGCCAAGCUGUUUAGGGUUGCUGGAGGCAGGGACACCAUCUUGUGCCUGAAAACCGGAGGGGCGCACCCAGCCGGGGCCGGCCCUCAGAGGGCCUGGGGCUCCUCACUCCUGCCCAGUCCUCCCAGGCCUCAGAGCUGAACCACAGAACCCCGGCCUCAGUGGGCAGUCCUGCCCUCUGAAGGAAGAACGGGAGGAAGAGGACCUGCGGGGGGCUCAGACACAAACGACCCAGGCUUCUGAGACCCCCACCCACCUCCCGAGGCAGGCUGCCUCCAGUGCAGUUUUAUAACUUUAAUAAUCCAUAAAGCAAGUCAAGUAUUAAAAAACAAACCAAACUGCU
Molecule: messenger RNA, 1456 nt
Organism: Diceros bicornis minor
Lineage: Eukaryota; Metazoa; Chordata; Mammalia; Perissodactyla; Rhinocerotidae
Gene: ZDHHC12
Product: zinc finger DHHC-type palmitoyltransferase 12
Exons: 7
Coding region: 135-1130 (331 amino acids)
Biological process (GO): peptidyl-L-cysteine S-palmitoylation; protein targeting to membrane
Cellular component (GO): Golgi apparatus; endoplasmic reticulum
Molecular function (GO): protein-cysteine S-palmitoyltransferase activity
Source: RefSeq, a predicted model, not a curated record